Trichobilharzia szidati is the source of this 2317-nucleotide messenger RNA. The record is from the annotation of a GenBank genome assembly. NCBI's taxonomy places the organism in Eukaryota, Metazoa, Platyhelminthes, Trematoda, Strigeidida, Schistosomatidae.
AAACGGGCGUCAAUUCAAAAUUUUGCGUCUCUUUCCUAUCAUCUUCACAAAGAUAACAAAUACACGAUGGACAUCUCCGCCUAAUUUCACAAGGAGCACUGACGUUCACCUUGACUGGUCGUUUUCACUAUAUCAGGAGACAAAUGUUUUCGAUAUACUUUCCAGCGUAAUACUUUACAAUGUCUGUGGUUAAAAACUGGUGGACAAAAAAUGAUGCUACAACUGUGAAAAAGCAUACAUCUACAGAUAUACAGCCUAUUGGGGCAUUUUUACAACAGAAGUUUUCUCGUGGAGUUGACUAUAAUUUAAAAAUUGUGAUACGUGGUGAUCGCAAUGUUGGCAAAUCAACAUUACUUUCUCGUUUGAAAGGUGAACAAUUUAAGGAGGAAUAUAUUCCAUCCAAUGAAAUUCAGUUGGCAAAUAUUCACUGGAAUCAUAAAAAUUCUCAAAGUGUAAUCAAAGUGGAAGUUUGGGAUGUAGUUGAUAAAGGCAAACCAAGAAAUACUUCAAAAGGCUUGAAAUUUCUCAGUAAAUUAACAAAUAGUAAUCCAACUAGUGGAAAUAUCACUGGCGAAUCCGCGAAAAUUGAACCAUGUCUAGAUGCCAGUUUUAUUAAUGUUUACAAAGGUGCGCAUGGUGUCAUCCUGAUGAUGGACAUGACGAAAUCGUGGACGUUUGAUUAUGUUUGCCGAGAACUCGUUCAAAUUCCUGCAAAACUACCCGUGUUAAUUAUGUCCAAUUUUUAUGAUAUGCAUGAAAAUCGUAAAAUAACCGAAGAACAAGUUCGUAUGUUUCUUGAUACUGUAGAGUUGAAUGGCAACUAUUCAGAAUCAAUGAAUGGCAGUAAAGAUUCUCUACCUGAACCUGUUGUUAACAAUGCGGGUUGCAGUGUACAAAAUAUCAGUUCAACUCGUCGUUCCAUCCCUGUACAAUAUUGUGAAUCGUCAAUGAAAACCGGUUUAGGUUUAAUGUAUGUGUACAAAUUCUUGAACUUACCCUUUCUAUGCUUACAACGUGAUGUUUUACAUUAUCAACUGAAACGUAAUCAUAGCGAAAUGAUGAAUUGUCUGUAUGAAUUAAGUCCAAAGGCGGGUGAAACACCAGAACAACGUUUUAGUUACAUGGAUUCGUCUGAAGCAAAAGCAACUGGUUGUUCUGCAUCAUCUUCUGUCUCAAGAAAUAUCACUUCUCCUGCUUCUUCCACUCCUCCUCCUCCUCCUCCUUCUUCAGCUUCUGCUUCUACUUCUUCUUCGUCUACUUUUCAUCCUGCAUCUUCUCGUGCGAUAAAUAAUGAUGUUGUCAAUAUUCCUACAUCCCAGCUGGCCAAAACAACAAUGGGAACAAUAAAUUCUUUGAAAGGGUCUAGUGCUAACAACUGUAAUAGUAUUAAUAAUACUACUAAUAAUAAUAAUCAACCUAUGAAAAUAAAUCACAAUGAAGUGAAGUCUAAUGAAUCUAGCAAAACUGAACAAAAUCCUAUGGUUAUUGGAUUCAGUGAAGAUGUCGAUCCAGCGGAUAUUGAAAUUUAUUACUGUAAUGAUGAUUCAGAGUCAUCCUUAACAUCGUAUACAUAUAUUCAUCAAAAUGAUGACUUUCAUGAUGGCAAGCAAGAGGACGCUUGUACUGCUUCCGUUAAUCCUAUGAACAAAGAUUUAUCCUAUGCGAUGAUCAAUCAGUUACAACUAAAUCAGCUUGAGGGACAGGAAAAGACUGAUUCGAUGAAUACAUCUAAUACAUCUAAUCAGCAUAUAUUAUUGGAGUCUGAAAAAGAUUUAAAAACGAAUUCUGGGCUGGAACAAUCAAGAACAAAAUCUAAAAAAGGCUCUAUAAAAGAAGAAGAAGAAAAUAAAUCGACAACAGUGUCAGGGAACAAUGCCUUAUCAGUAUUCAGUGAAAAUAUAACCAUGCUACCUACUGACAGUGAUGCUUUGGAAAAAUUUCUUGAAGAUACUUAACAAGCAAGGUAGCUCUGUGUUAGGUUCACUUCACCCCAGCUAUUCGUGAAUUUGUUUGUCAGUUGAUGUUGUUUUUUUCUCUCUCUCUCUCUUUGGUUUACACAUUCCCUGUCAUAGGCUGAUCUACAUUCUUCAUAGCUGAUGACUGAAGCUUCGCAGCUACUAAACACUCCUACAAACAAGGGAAAAUUGUAUAAACUUGACUUUAUUAUUCCAAGGUUAAUUAAUGUUUUCUUCUCUCUUUUCUGUGAACAACUAUGAACAACAACUACAUAUAUAAAACUGUAAACUUCUUUUGUAAGACCUUUGUUUAUAAGUGUUGAAAAAGAAGUCAGAUGUUUAAUGAACUUUGUUCAGCGGUC